Crotalus tigris (Tiger rattlesnake) is the source of this 1494-nucleotide messenger RNA. RefSeq names its product annexin A4 (gene ANXA4). Lineage: Eukaryota; Metazoa; Chordata; Lepidosauria; Squamata; Viperidae. Gene Ontology annotation, cellular component: cytoplasm. Gene Ontology annotation, molecular function: calcium-dependent phospholipid binding; calcium ion binding. Bases 155 to 1114 code for a protein of 319 amino acids. The transcript has 13 exons. The record is from RefSeq and is a predicted model, not a curated record.
GAGGGCAGGCCUUCGCCCGUGGCCGCCCUUCAGGGCGGGCCUCGAGGUCCCUAAAAAGGAAGCGGAGCCGGGCCGAGCGGCUUCCAGGGCGAGGACGAGCAGGGUCCAUCUGCAGGGCUGACUGGUUGCUAGAGAAUUGCGGAAGUUUAUUGCCAUGGCAGGAAACAGAGGCACCGUCAAAGGGACCUUCAACUUCAACCCUGAGGCUGAUGCCCAGAAUCUCCGUAAAGCUAUGAAAGGCUUGGGUACUGAUGAAGAUGCCAUCAUUGACAUUUUGGUCAACAGGAGCUUGUCCCAACGGCAGGAGAUUAAGAUUGCCUACAAAUCCAGUAUUGGUCGGGAUUUGAUUGAUGACCUGAAGUCUGAGUUGAGUAAGAAUUUUGAGAAAGUUAUUAUUGGGCUGAUGACCCCCAUCACCCUGUAUGAUGUAGAGGAGCUGAAAAGAGCAAUAAAGGGAGCUGGGACAGAUGAGGGCUGCCUGAUAGAAAUCCUGGCAUCUCGUACCAAUGAGGAAAUCCGGAGGAUUAAUGACACCUAUCACCGUCAGUAUGGAACCACCCUUGAGAAAGACAUUGUUUCAGAUACUUCCUCCAAGUUCCGGAGAGUCCUGGUAUCCCUGUCGACUGGCAACAGGGAUGAAAGUAAGCAUGUCGACCAGGGGCUGGUCCAGGAGGAUGCCCAGUGCCUGUAUGAAGCAGGAGAGAAGAAAUGGGGCACCAGUGAGGGUCAGUUCAUUACCAUCUUGUGCUCCAGAAGCAGGAGCCAUCUGUUAAGAGUAUUUGAUGAAUACAAGAACAUUGCUAACAAAGAUAUUACAGAGAGUAUUAAAUCCGAGAUGUCAGGAGACCUUGAAGAUGCCUUGCUGGCAAUAGUAAAAUGCAUGAGAAAUAGACCUGCCUACUUUGCUGAACGGCUGUACAAGUCUAUGAAGGGGUUGGGGACCGAUGAUGACACUCUGAUUCGCCUGAUGGUUUCUCGCUGUGAGAUCGAUAUGAUUGACAUUAAGGCAGAGUUCAAGCGCAUGUAUGGAAAAUCCCUCUACUCUUUCAUUAAGGGAGACACCUCAGGGGACUACAGGAAAGUUCUGCUCCUUCUGUGCGGCGGAGAAGACUAAGAGCUUCCAGAUUUCUUCCCCAUCUUGACAUUGAAGACAUGUCCCUGGCUGUCCCCAUAGGACAAAGGUGGAGAACUAUGGCCCUAUUUUAUGACUUUGGACUUCAACUCCCAGAAUUCCUAAGCCAAGAUGGCUGACUCAGGAAUUCUGGGAGUUGAAGUCCACAAGUCACAAAAAGGCCGUAGUUCCCCACCCCACGGUAGAUGACAAGUAGUUGAAUCUUUUGUAACAGUGCUUUUAAAAAUGCCAACCAUAUCAUGCUAACGUUGAUUGUGCCUGCUCUCUAUUUCUAAAUUUUUAAAAAAAAUUAGCCCCUGCUUUGAAACAGGUGGACAAUAUGCAGUAUAAAAUGAGCAAUACAAUAAAACAUUUUAAAAUUU